Enterobius vermicularis (human pinworm) is the source of this 498-nucleotide messenger RNA. NCBI's taxonomy places the organism in Eukaryota, Metazoa, Nematoda, Chromadorea, Rhabditida, Oxyuridae. The record is from the annotation of a GenBank genome assembly.
AUGGCACAGUCGGAGUACGACUGGGCUCAGAUGGCAAACCAUAAGUUGGAUAUCUACGAAAGGGCUUUGCUAAAUUGGUGUGCUCGACCGGUUGCAGAAAAAUCGUCAAGCAGCUUUAAAAAUGCACUGAUACAGGCAUUUUCGUUGAUAACAACAAUUGGUUUUCAAGAUGCCGAUAUGCUCUCAACAGCAGGCAAAAUUUUUGCCAUAGUUUAUUCAAUUAUUGGCAUUCCAUUAAUACUGCUGUAUUUGGGUCAGUGUUCAAAAGCGUUGUCAGGUUUGGUUUCUGGAAACAAGAUUCUCACUGUAGCCGCAGUUGCAGUAUUUGUUACAGCAGUUAUUUAUGACAUCACUGAGGAUUCGGAUGAAGAUACUGUUAGCAGCAUUUAUUUUCUAUGUUUAACUUUGUUCUUAUCGCAUUACUGCCGUUUUAUUCAACCACAAUUCCGUAUUUCAGUAUCAGAUAACUGGGCUUGGUGCAGCGUAGCUGAACAAUAG